ACAACUGACAAGGUUAUAGGUGUAUGUAUACCUAUUCAAAUAGUUUGAACGUUAAUAGCUAUAAGGAAUAAAAUGUAUGCUUAAAGGGCCUAAAUUGAAAUGCCGAGUACAGAAAAUAAUUAUUGUUGUUUUGCGCCUUUAAGGGAGGUAUUCUUCAAAAAAUAACAAAAUUGUUUUUGCUGAAAAGCUCAGUGAUACAUUGUGCGGUGACGGUAAUUCAGUUACCGCGGUAUAGAAACAUCUGCAGCAGUAGCGCUGCUGCACAACCCUGUAGAAGAAAAUCAAUAAAUUAGACAGCCCUACUCGAAAUUCGCAUAAUAUCGCGGCCGUUCCUAUUAUACUUCUUAGUUUUAUUCUGCAUUAGAACGUCAACAAUAUAACACUGUUGUUAUACCUAUCCACGUAAUUCAGAGACAAUUUUUCAUAAAAACCGUCCAAUAUGGAAUUUAAAUUUGAUAUAAAAGAUUUAGCUGAAGGAGGAAUUGUAAAAAUUGAUCAUUCUUUAACACCACUUGGCUAUGAAGAUGAUGAAAACUUACAAAAAAAAGUUGCAAUGAUUAUUGAUGAAAUGGGUAAGGCAUCUGCCAGAGCUCAGGAUUUAAAAAUGCCUAUAACAACAGCAGAAAAAUUAUCAAAAUCUGAUCAUAUAGUAUAUUUACUGUCAGAACAAACAAAUGAAGAAACAUUUGUCAUUGUUGGAAUUUUGAAAAUGGGCUGGAAAAAAUUAUACCUCUUUGAUAAAAAAGGUUCUCGCUCUGAAGCAAUGGUAUAUUGCUUACUUGAUUUUUACGUUCAUGAAACUAGACAACGCCAAGGAUAUGGAAAUAAACUAUUUGAACACAUGUUAAAGGAUAAUGAGUUAGAAGCAAAACAAUUAGCUAUAGAUAAACCUUCAAAAAAAAUGUUGCAAUUUAUGCAAAAACAUUAUUCUCUUAAAAAGUUAGUAGAUCAAGGAAAUAAUUUUGUAAUAUUUGAAGAGUUUUUUGAUAAUCCAGGAUUAACACAACUAAAAGAUAAAUUUGAUAGUACAAAUGGAUACAGAAGCAAACCUACAUAUGGACGCCAUGCUGCUAAUAAACACAAUGACUCCAUGUCUGAUAUAUUACAUGGGGCUGGUAGUGCAACUAGAUUGAAUGACAAAUACGUUGCUAAUGCUGAUAUCAUCAAUAACAAAUUCAAGGAUAACAAACCAAAUCUCGUCACAGUUCUUCCUUCAGAAAAAGAUGUAAAUGACACAAUCAACGGGAAAAAGGGUGCUCCACCAAAAUUGGAUCUAAAAUUUUAUCAUUCACAUUUGUGGUAAAAAACUUUUAUAAAUAUCAGAUAUUAUAUCAAUAAUUGCAUUUUUAGCAGUCUUAUUAAUCUUUAAAAUAAGAAGCUUUUUAAACUUUUUAUACAAUUACUUAUUUAAUUUAAAUAUAUUAUAUAUAAAUUAAUUAAUAAAAAAAUACAGUACAUAAUACACACUAUAUUAUAAUUAACAAUAUAAUAUAUAAGUACCUAAUUAAAAUGUAGGUAUUAUUUCUACAUGCAAGUGCCUACCAAAUUAACUUAUCAUUUUUAUUUUAUGUUGUAUAUUUCUAAAGUUAGUUUAAUGUUUUAAUUGUGCAAUUAUAAUUUUUAUUUUUUACCUUAAAAUUAUUAUACAUUACUCUUGAUGAUUCAAUUUUAUUAUAUAGAUAUUAGAUAAAAGGUACAUUUUAUAUUUAUCUGUGAUUUAAUUUUCAUUAAUUUGUUUUGAUGUUACCUAUUGUUGUCUGAGUUAUGUUAAAUUAUAGUUAUUUUUAUUUUAAUACAUGUGAAGUAGAAUUAUGCUUCAUAAACUUGUUUGUUUUUUAUAUAAUAUACCUAUUGUACCUUAUAAUAUUGCUGAUGAGAUGUAUAAUUAUUAAUUAGUUAUGUUAAUUACUAAGCAUAUAUAGUUUGUAUCUACCUAGGUGUCUCAUAGUUAUUAAUUUAAAAAAUUGUAAAUGUUUUGCACGAAUAUCAAAAAUCAAAGUUAUAUUGAGUUUGUUAGGUAUCAAGUUACUUUUAACCAAUAACCAUUAGGUAAUUAAACAUAUUACAAUAUUUGAAUUAGGCAUACCUACCUAUACAUUUUUGUAAGUAUGUUGUAUAAAAUAUACAAAAAUAGAUAAGUAGGUAUGUGUAUUAUAAUUUAUAAGUUUUUCCUAAUUUUCAAACUUUAAAUAAAAACAGUUUUGUAACACUUACAAUAAUACAAAAAUUAUAAGCCGUAUUUAUA
Messenger RNA from Aphis gossypii (cotton aphid), 2245 nucleotides. RefSeq names its product alpha-tubulin N-acetyltransferase 1-like. Lineage: Eukaryota; Metazoa; Arthropoda; Insecta; Hemiptera; Aphididae. Gene Ontology annotation, molecular function: tubulin N-acetyltransferase activity. Gene Ontology annotation, biological process: alpha-tubulin acetylation. The record is from RefSeq and is a predicted model, not a curated record. The transcript has 10 exons. The coding region runs from base 440 to 1303 and encodes 287 amino acids. Gene Ontology annotation, cellular component: microtubule.